Messenger RNA from Meloidogyne enterolobii, 1671 nucleotides. The record is from the annotation of a GenBank genome assembly. NCBI's taxonomy places the organism in Eukaryota, Metazoa, Nematoda, Chromadorea, Rhabditida, Meloidogynidae.
AUGUCACAACAAGCGAUUACAAAGAAGCGUAAAGCUAUUCAAGAUGGACUUUUCAAGGCGGAAUUGAAUAACUUUUUGAUGAAGGAACUCGCCGAAGAUGGAUAUUCUGGUGUUGAAGUGCGUCGUGCUCCUUCCCGUACUGAAGUCAUCAUCAUGGCGACACGUACCCAAAGUGUUCUUGGCGAGCGUGGCAAACGAAUUCGUGAGUUGACUGCUUUGCUUUAUGCCGAAAAAGUAUCCAGUCGUGGUCUUUGUGCUGUGGCCCAAUGCGAGUCUCUUCGUUAUAAGUUGGUUGGUGGUCUUGCAGUUCGACGUGCUUGUUAUGGAGUUCUUCGUUUUAUUAUGGAAAGCGGUGCUCGUGGAUGUGAAAUUGUUGUCUCCGGAAAAUUACGCGGUCAACGAGCAAAGGCUAUGAAAUUUGUUGACGGGGUCAUGAUUCACAGCGGGAAUCCAGUCACCGAAUAUAUUCAAGAGGCUGUGCGACACGUUCAAAUGCGUCAAGGUGUUCUUGGAAUCAAAGUCAAAAUCAUGUUACCACAUGAUCCGCGUGGACAACAAGGACCCCGCAACCCGUUGCCUGACAACAUCUCGGUUUUGGAUCCUCCAGUUGAAUCUGUUCCGCAGCAGCCAUAUUCCGAACACAAAGAAUCCCCACUGCAGCAACAACAACAACAAGCUUCGUAUCCAAUGCCAACCCACGAAUUGGCUCCAAUUGGUGUAGUUAGUCAGCAGCAACAGCAGGGAGGUGGAGGUGGUGCUGAAUGGUGUGGGUUUUAAUUUUGGGCUUUGUUAUACUUACAAUUAAGUUCAUUUUAUUCACUAACCAAAUAUUUGUAGGUUAAGAAAAGGUCAACUACCUGAAGGAGCACUCCAAACAUUAGUGCGGAUUAAUGGGGAUAUCUAUGGAUUUAUUGGGAUUAACGGGGAUUAAGGGACAGAAUAGAAUCCUCUUUUUGUAACUGUUAGAUAAAGCAAAAAGGUAAAGCAAGAAACGUACUUUUGGCCUUGAGUUUAUCCGUCCAAAUAUUUGGAGUUGACCUUUAGAGUUAUUUGAUCUUUUGGGAGUAGACCUGGGGUGGACCCAAUAGAUAAUCCUUUAGUCAUCAUUUCUUAUUAACCUCUUUUUUUCUUUUGUAGGAGUUAUUAGAUUAUGGGAAAAUGUGUUGAGGGGAAGAUGACUUGCAAUUUGCGAUAAGAGCAAGAGAGAGUUGAUGGAAUGUUAUAUUUGUUAUAUUAUGUUUUUUGUUGCUCUUCAUUUUAUAAUGAUUACAUUGGGCAAAUAUAUACUUGUUGAAUAAAAAUUUAGCUCUUUAUUGCUUGGUGGCUAUUUCUGGUUUUGCAAGAACGCCUGCAGUGACUGAAUAACAAUAAAGGUGAGGAUUAUUUCGAUUAAUCUGGGGUUGGAUAUAAAUGGAAAUUGUGUUUUUGUUGAGCUUACACAAUCAACCUCAACAAAUAUAAAUUUUGAAAUUUUGACAUGUUGGAUAAUAGCCUAAAUAGAUUUUUCAUGUGGUUCUAUAUUCGUUUUGUCGGGAUUUUCUAUCAUUUAAUCCGCUUUCUGUACGUUUAAUAACCUGAGGUUUUGGAAGGCUACAAACAUUUCGCCUGGAAGGAGGGGGCAAACAUCAGCGUAUUGAGUUCUUACCGAAUUUCUUGGUCGGGGUAUAACUG